CGCACUCGAAGGCCUAUUCCAGUCAUCUAUAAUCUAACUAGAGCUAUACCCCGCUACAUAGCUAUACCCUGAACCCAUAGGACCAAAUGCUGCCGAUCACCGAGUUCGCGUUUGCAGGUAUCGCGACGUUCGCUGCGACGCUGGGAUAUGCGUGCGUGCGCAACAUGUCCGUGUACUCCCGCAGUGCAAGCGCAAGACAUCAAUCUAUGGACGUGGGCAUGUCCGGAUCGCCUGGGGCGAGUGGCACAACACCCGAGAACCCGUCUCCGACGCUCAAGAGGAAGCUGGAGGACGAUGCAGAGUCGGAUACUGAGCGUCCCCAGAAACGCAACAAGACUCCCCCCACGGAAAGGGAAGGGUAUGAUGACAACGAGAAAGUAUACCAGGUGAUCUAUGAGCUUUCCGAAGAGAAGAGGUUCACUCCAGAGCCCCAAAACGUUGAAGUGGACAACGUGGUCGUCGAUAUCAUCGAACCUGUGGCCAUGGAGGAGACAGCAGCCGUCGAGGCUCCCUUCUCUCCAGCGACUCCAGUCAUCGUGGCUGUCGCACCUAGGGCUCCUAGCCCUGAAGUUGUCCAGGAAGCGAUCGCAGCUGCCCAGAGAGAGACCAGCGUUCCCGCGGAUAACGCUCCUCAGCCUGCCGCAGAGCCGAUCGUUGAAGAGUCCCCUGCUAUUUCGGAGCCUGCCCCCGCCUCUGCCCCCGCUGUGGUUGAGAGACCGGUUACGCCUCCCGCUCCGUUUACCCCUGCCAAACAGACCCCAAAGGCCUUCGCAGCUUUCGCUAGCGCCUCCUCGCCCUUUAUGCUCGGCUCUGCCUCGCCAAUCUCCGCGCCCGCCUGGAAGCAGAGCGCCAACGUCUUCGCGAGCUCAGCCAUCGCCUCUCCCAACGACACUUUCGGGUCCGCGUUCUCGAGAGGGAAGAGUGUGAAGAAAACCAACGCGAUCGAGGAUGAGCGCGUCCAGGCUAGCAUGGUCGCAUUAGAGAAGCCUCCUGCCACAGGCGAAGAGGACGAAACCGUCCUCUCCGAGCUCAAAGGCGUCAAGCUCUUCGUCAAGCGCGGCGCGCGCGAGUUCAGCGACGGCAUCUUUGGGCACAUCAAGGUCCUCUCGCACACUGAGUCCGCCAAGGAUCGUCUUUUGUUCCGCCGCGACCCGCUCGGCCAGGUCUCGCUCAACACUGGGCUGCGGCCAACCGUGCGCUGUCUGUACGACGCGAAGGAGAACACGCUGCGCGUGAUUCUGAAGGAGACAGUCGGGGCUGAGGGGAAAGAGGACGUUGUUAUCUACGCCAUGAAGCCCGGAAGAGCCGGAAAAGCCGACUUCAAGGGCUUCGCGGAGAGCUUGAUUGCGAACAAGCAUCUCAGUGCCGAGAAGUCCAGGGAGGCGGCGGCGUGAACUGCGUCUUCGGUGUAGUGCUAGAGGCCAGUUCUCCGAGCGCGGAGACGGAGUCGCGAACGCGGGCCGCUAUCUAUGGCUGAGGACGUGUCAGACCGCAGACUGAGUCUGCUGACGCACACACGCCAGAGGCAAGAGAGAGAGAGGACGCCGCGUAGAGGAAGGGGUCGUCGGUGUUGCGCGACGCAACGCAGGACGUGGAACACACGAGAAGAGGAGUCAAAAGGUGCCUCGAAAUGACGAGGAGCGAUGGUGAUUAUGU
Coniophora puteana RWD-64-598 SS2 is the source of this 1656-nucleotide messenger RNA. RefSeq lists its product as uncharacterized. The coding region runs from base 87 to 1394 and encodes 435 amino acids. The transcript has 7 exons. NCBI's taxonomy places the organism in Eukaryota, Fungi, Basidiomycota, Agaricomycetes, Boletales, Coniophoraceae. The record is from RefSeq and is a predicted model, not a curated record. Gene Ontology annotation, biological process: intracellular transport.